AUCUUCUUGUCAACCCGUCGUGGGUGCUUUUUUGAUUUCAGGAGGACUGUGCUGAAGAAGACGAGACGAACGACCAGAUACAUCGACUCGGUUGUUUAAGGAAUUUCAAGCCAGAAGAGCGUGGAGUGAGUGAGCGGGCCCGUGGUGGCAAUGUUGACAUUUUCGGGGACUUGCAGAACGUGAGCCUCAACUCCGAGAGCGCGGCUCAGUCACUGCGAGACUCCAGGUGUGGUGAUAAUGGAUGGGUUUUCGCCCUGUGCCCAGCCACCGGCCUGGGCUCGCAGGUGGCAUGCUGGCAGCUCUCUGCUGGAGCAGCACGCCGGGAAUGAGGCAUUAAAUCUAAUUGAGGUCAGAAGUGGCUUCUCUGGGCAAGUCGUGAAGCACGGGGAGCCCAGGCGGUUGCGUUCAGGGCCGUCCAGGGCCCUGGCCGUGUUGGGGAAAGACGUCUCCUCCCGCUCAUCCACUCGGCAGCUGCACGCGCUGGCCAGGAGAAAUAUGUGGGAGAGCCCCCAGCCUGGACUGGGCCACGUGGUCCUGGCAGCUCACAACAGCCGCCACGCAGUGGGCACGGCAGCCCGGAACGAGCACCGGCAAGCCCCGGUACACGACCAGCAGCCAGGAGAGACAGGCAGGUUGGCGACGGCCGUGCAUUUCCAAGAUUGCAGUGACGCUGCCCGACCGAGCUGCCCUCUGAGCCCGAGCAAGGGAGACGUCGCGCUCGCGACACGACCGCCGGCGUCCGCCAGGGUGCUGUGCGCCAGGAACGUCCACCCCCUGGCGUCUCCCCUCGGCAACCCGCUCACCGUCCUGAGCCUUCGCACGGCGGCCGAGCCACGGCGCGUCGAGCAGGUGUCGGAGGUUUGCCGCAGGCGGGCGCGCGGGCUCGCCAGCUGCCGCCUGCUGUCCCUGCCUGGUCCGUGCCUCUCGCUGCUUCCACACUCGUUCCACGAAUGCUCCUCCGCGCGGCCAUCCCAUCUUUCACGGAGCUGCCCCAACCCUGCCUUCCUUGGUGCUCGGCACGCAGCGUCGCUGGUGGCCACCGCCCGGCCCAUCACCACCUGCGCUGGCAACGUGGGCGCCGGCAGGAGAAGCCACCCAGAAGGACCCCCCAUGCAGAGCUCGCCAGCUGCGCGACACUGCAGGGCCUUGACCCUCACGCCCGGUGACGUCAGUGCGAGAGCCUCGCACGUGAACGGCCGGCCCGGCAGACGCGCCAACCCGAACACCGCGUGGCGUUCCCCGGAUCAGAGGUCUCCCAGCGUGUGGCUACACAUACCUGUUGCCCUGAGAGGAGCGAGGGUGGCAGGGGAAUUGAACGGCAGUGAAGCACACGACGGAGGGCGAUGCGCAAUCGGCGCUGAUUUGAGAGAGGAGCAGGUUUCAGGGGGUCCGCGAGCCCGCUUUAAGCCAUCGGUGCCAAAGCCGCACAAUAGCUUCGACGUGACUGGCCCCACCAUGGCGGGCAACCGAUGUCGCGAGCCACCUGGACGCAGCGGCGGCGACGGUGGCGGCGAUGGCGGCGGUGGCGGCGCCAACGCUGUGGAGAUUUUCCACGGUCAAAUUGCCGCUGCCGAGAGUCCUCCAAGUCGACCGACGGCGCACGCUGGGGCGAGUCGCCACGGGGACUUUGGAUGGAAGGAAGCGAAGAUGGCUGUGGUCGGGGACACGGGUGGGCAGAUUCAGGUGAUCAUCAACAUCCGGAGCAGGGAGUGUGUGCCCACGACGGGAGAGGACCAGCGCGAGUGACGUUUAACCGCCACCGAGCAAUGGUUCAAUUGAGUUGUACCCCUUCUACCUUUCAGCAUAUUAUUGUUUUGAUUUAAAGCUUUCGUGACUGCAGUAAUUCAUAUUCUUAGUUCUUUCGGUAAAGUCACGUUGAAG
This is a messenger RNA of Petromyzon marinus (sea lamprey), 1881 nucleotides long. RefSeq lists its product as uncharacterized. The record is from RefSeq and is a predicted model, not a curated record. Lineage: Eukaryota; Metazoa; Chordata; Hyperoartia; Petromyzontiformes; Petromyzontidae.